AUGGGGCUUCCCAAAGAUUCCGAACUACGGGAGUUGCUGACGAAAAGACCUCCCGAGGAUAUGAGGCAACUUAUGAGGCAUAUUGAGGAGUAUAAGCGUCUCGAAGAUGAUCGACUACAGAAUAAGGAAGCGCAAAUUGAAGGAUUGAAUGUGGCGUUCAAAGAACCGGUGCACAAGAUUCUAGAUCGGAUUAAGAACGAGUCGUUCUUCAGGUGGCCGAACAAGAUGGGGGGCGAUCUAUCUCGGAGGAAUCAAAACUUAUACUGCACAUACCACCGAGAUAAAGGGCACACCACCAAGCAAUGUUGGGUAUUAGAAAAUCAUCUGGGACAACUAGUAAAGGCAGGGUAUUUGAAAGAGUUCGUAGUGGAUUCCGGAAACCGAGAUGCCGGCCAGGGUGCUCAGCAGAAAGGGAAUCCCUUCCCGCCACCGUUGGGAGUGAUCGAGGUCAUCCACGCUGCCCCGAGGAAUGCGGCCACAAUUAAGAGAGUACUAAUAGUGGCCUGCGCGGAAGGACAAUCACCCGAGAAAAGGAUGAAAGUUGGUCAGCUGGUAAUCUCUUUUUACGAGGAAGAUCUAGAGGAGACGAUCCAAUCUCAUGAUGAUGCGUUGGUAGUAACAGCACGGAUAAGCGGCUUCUUGGUGAAAAGAGUGGUGAUAGACUAG
Quercus robur (English oak) is the source of this 666-nucleotide messenger RNA. RefSeq lists its product as uncharacterized. The record is from RefSeq and is a predicted model, not a curated record. The transcript is spliced from 2 exons. The coding region runs from base 1 to 666 and encodes 221 amino acids. Lineage: Eukaryota; Viridiplantae; Streptophyta; Magnoliopsida; Fagales; Fagaceae.